Tupaia belangeri chinensis (Chinese tree shrew) is the source of this 1065-nucleotide messenger RNA. It is a transcript of the gene DEGS1, whose product is annotated as delta 4-desaturase, sphingolipid 1. Gene Ontology annotation, cellular component: membrane. Gene Ontology annotation, biological process: ceramide biosynthetic process. The record is from RefSeq and is a predicted model, not a curated record. The coding region runs from base 47 to 910 and encodes 287 amino acids. Gene Ontology annotation, molecular function: sphingolipid delta-4 desaturase activity. The transcript is spliced from 2 exons. NCBI's taxonomy places the organism in Eukaryota, Metazoa, Chordata, Mammalia, Scandentia, Tupaiidae.
CUUUUUUUUUUCUUUUAUAGCAAAAUAUCCAGAGAUAAAGUCUUUGAUGAAACCUGAUCCCAACUUGAUAUGGAUUGUAAUUAUGAUGGUUCUCACCCAGUUGGUUGCAUUUUACUUAGUAAAAGACUUGGACUGGAAAUGGGUCAUAUUUUGGGCCUAUACCUUUGGCAGCUGCAUUAAUCACUCCAUGACUCUGGCUAUUCACGAGAUUUCCCACAAUAGUGCCUUUGGCAACUACAGAGCCAUGUGGAAUCGCUGGUUCGGAAUGUUUGCUAAUCUUCCUAUUGGGAUUCCAUAUUCAAUUUCCUUUAAGAGGUAUCACAUGGAUCAUCAUCGAUACCUCGGAGCUGAUGGCAUCGAUGUGGAUAUUCCUACCAGCUUUGAGGGCUGGUUCUUCUGUACUGCGUUCAGAAAAUUGAUUUGGGUUAUUCUCCAGCCUUUGUUUUAUGCAUUUCGGCCUCUGUUUAUCAACCCCAAACCAGUUUCUUACCUGGAAAUGAUCAAUACCAUGACUCAGAUCGUUUUUGACAUUAUAAUUUACUACUUUUUGGGAAUUAAAUCUUUAGUCUACAUGUUGACAGCAUCCUUACUUGGUCUGGGUUUUCACCCAAUUUCUGGACAUUUUAUAGCUGAACAUUACAUGUUCUUAAAGGGACAUGAAACUUACUCAUAUUAUGGGCCUCUGAAUUUACUUACCUUCAACGUAGGUUACCACAAUGAACAUCAUGACUUCCCCAACAUUCCUGGAAAAAAUCUUCCACUGGUGAGGAAAAUAGCAGCUGAAUACUAUGACAACCUUCCCCACUACAAUUCCUGGAUAAGAGUACUGUACGAUUUUGUGAUGGAUGAUACAAUAAGUCCCUACUCAAGAGUGAAGAGGCCUCCAAAAGGGGUGGAAAUUCUGGAUUAAAUAUCAUCACAGCCAGCGGAACUUUACCCUGAAACUUUAAAGUAACUGAUAAAGUGUAAUUUUUACAUUAUUAAGCUUAAGACCAGUAAUGCUCUGUAAGGUACCCUCGUACCAUUUCAGAGGAGGAUCUCCAUGGUAUCAAGAAGCUAAUCUGG